Molecule: messenger RNA, 798 nt
Organism: Galendromus occidentalis (western predatory mite)
Lineage: Eukaryota; Metazoa; Arthropoda; Arachnida; Mesostigmata; Phytoseiidae
Exons: 3
Coding region: 1-798 (265 amino acids)
Source: RefSeq, a predicted model, not a curated record
AUGCGCGGAGGUGGGAAGACCUCCUCCAUCCGAAGUAGGUGCCUCAAGUUCCAUAAUUUCGUGCCAUCCGAUGCCGCGAGCGAGAGCACUAGGCUUCAAGAGCAGCAUGGCACCAAAAAAAUCACCGUCACCUCGACGCCGUGGCUCUCCACGCACAAUCCGGCGCAUGACUCUCCAGUCCCUGUCGGCAGCAUAGUGCCGUCGCAGAGUCCGUUGCCUCAUCAUCUACAAGCGCUCCUUCGGCCGCCGCCCCCCGUCACCCAUCUGACACCUGAGGUCACGAUAACACCGAUACCGGCAACGUCGAGUCCGAUCCAACAUUCCAUGUCGAGAAAACGCAAAUCAGAUGACGUCCGUCGAUUACUAAAUAUAAAGAUUUCGUUGAAAGAGCAGCGGAAGGGGGACGAGCAACCGCUCGACCUGUCCUUGAGACGUGAUGAAGAAGCUUCGGAGGAACAAUUGAGGAUAUCGUGUCUGGAGUCUAGCUUCGCGUCAUCAUUGGCCAGACCGGUCCCGAUGUAUCCAUUGCUCAUACCGUCCUCGGAAUCGAAUAUGGCUCCGGUCCUCUAUCAUCCCUCGAACAUCUUGGAUAAGCCCAGUAUACCGGCGGUGACCGCACGAUUCAAUCAGUACUCGGAGUUUUCAAAUCAAUCAGCGACAAGCGGGAUUCUCGUCAAGACGAAGCAGGUGUCCGAGGGUGGUGCGACUUUUUGCAAGUUCCGGCAGGUCAGGCCUCCAGCACGGCAAUCGGGUCGGCAGAAAAAACUGAAUUUCAUGCCGUCGAAGUGGCCACAAUAA